Zea mays is the source of this 1225-nucleotide messenger RNA. RefSeq names its product lysine-rich arabinogalactan protein 19-like. The coding region runs from base 213 to 923 and encodes 236 amino acids. The transcript has 3 exons. Lineage: Eukaryota; Viridiplantae; Streptophyta; Magnoliopsida; Poales; Poaceae. The record is from RefSeq and is a predicted model, not a curated record.
AUUUUUGGAUGGUAAACGUGGAUACAACACAUACCUUGUUAACUUUCAUACAUGUAUGCCACCAAAUGCUGAACCACCAGCUGCUGCUAUAUGGAGUAUGGAUUGUGAGGCCACAUUGCAAAUCGGGUACCACCGGUUCGUUGCUCCUGAGGCAGCACAACAACCAUGCCAAGAAGCAACAGUGAAGGACGAUCGAGGGAACAGCUACUUUCAUGCUCGAAAUGUCCCUGCGUUCUGCACCGAGGAGAUGGAUCGCGAGCUCUUCCAGUGAGGAGUACCCAUUGGGGCGGGCUUCACCACCGCCGGGCAUGGCCGGGGCGCCACAUCUACGGGCCACGCAGCCGCCCCCGCGGAUCCUGGCCGAGCCGCUGCUGGGCUUGGUCGCGGCGCCUCCGCAGCCGCCCCCGCGGAUCCUGGCCAAGGCAUCGCCGCCGCGGAGCUUGGUCGCGGCGCCACUGCAUCCGACCCCGCGUAUCCUGGUCGAGGCGUCGCCGCCGCUGGGCUUGGUCGUGGCGCCUCCGCCGCCGCCCCCGCGGGUCCUGGCCGAGGCGUCGCUGCCGCGGAGCUUGGUCACGGCGCCUCCGCACCCGACCCCGCGUAUCCUGGCCGAGGCAUCGCCGCCGUGGUGCUUGGUCAUGGCGCCUCUGCAGCCACCCCCGCGGGUCCUGGCCGAGGCGUCGCCGCCGCGGGGCUUGGUCGCGGCACCUCCGCCAUGGGGCACUCAGCCGCUACCGCGGGGAUUAGGCGGAGGGGCACUUUUAUGUAUUAGAAUAAUCUUUUGUAAUAUACUAUACUAUUCGAGUUAUGUCCAGUUUCAGUUUGCUCACAAAGUGUUGUCUGUAUGGGCUUUGCAUUUGCUAAACUGUAAUAAGGUGAUGUGGCCUUAUCUUGAUGACCCUUUACCUCCUCUUGAAGACUGCUAAUAUGUUUUUCCAUUUCUUUCAUGUUUGACUGUGCCAGUUCCAGCAUCUUAUCAAGUUCUGAAGGCCUCUUCGCCUCCUGUGCAGCAUGCAAGCUUCUUUCAUCCUUCAGCUCUUCAAGUUUACGAAGCAUAUCUGCUGAUGAAUCCAAUUCAGCUUCAAUUUCUUUAAUCCUCUUUUUUGAGGUUUCAAGAUCAGAACCCAGCUCCUUCAGCGACUCUGUUGCUUCAGCCAGCUCCUUAUCUUUCAUAGAAAGAGAGCUUUGAGCUUCUUGUAGAGAACUGUAGUGCAUGCUCUGUUUGUUU